Messenger RNA from Durusdinium trenchii, 1354 nucleotides. The record is from the annotation of a GenBank genome assembly. Lineage: Eukaryota; Dinophyceae; Suessiales; Symbiodiniaceae.
GCGGGGAGGUUAUGCCAGGACACUGGCCGCCAGCAUAGAAACCAUGAGCUAUGGCAGAGGUGCCGGGCAUUUUGCUACAAGGAGAUUUCCCGAUGAGUUCGGUGAAGGUCAAGAUUUGGGAGGGUCUACGCACCUAUGAUCCAGAGGUGGAGCUGGAGACCGAGAAGCACUGGCAGCAGCUGAAGACCGAGAAGCCACAACUCUUCGAUGGAGCGGUGUGGUGUUUGCAACGCUACGCCUUGGAAGGCGAGGGUGAGAGCCAAACUUUGCUGCUGGAGAUGCAGGAAUCCAGCUUCAAGUACGUGGUCUAUACUCAUUUGACACCCCAGGGGCAGCUGCUGCCACCUGCGAGGCGUUCGGGUGCCACUGGCUUGAUGGCGUUGACCUGGACGCAGGAUGGCAGCUACGUCUUUGGGAGGCGAUCGCAGCACGUGGGCGCCUUUCCGGGCUUCUACCAUUGCGUCCCUGCCGGCAUGGUGGAUGUGCCGGACUUGAAGGCCAUGAUCCAAAAGGAACUCUGGGAGGAGAUUGGCGCUGACUGGAGCUUGGUGACCGAUUGCCGCUUUCACGCCUUGAUGGACACGGGCCAUGAACAAGGCCACAAGUAUGAAUUCUUGCUCUCCCUGAAGCUCGCCAUGACGUCGGAACAGGUGUACAGGCAGUACCUGGGAGCCACCGACCGGAAGGAGCACCAGGCUUCCGAGACUUCGAAAGGUGACCGGUUGGGUUUCUUCAGGGUGCGGAAUCCUGAAGAAGUGCCAUGGAGCUCGUCUUGAGCUCUCGGGCUUGGUUUUCUUUCCAUUAUCUGUUCGAGUAGGAAGGGUGCCAUUGUUGCUUGGUCAAAGACUCUUCAACCAACGGUGGGCCCUUUUUGUCCCACGAAUGGCCUGGAAGUCGAGGUCCAUAAGUCGUGUAGGGUGUACUCUAGGGUAGUUCCUUCCCCAGGAAACCACUGCCACCUUCUCAGGUUCGAUACAGCUGGACCCGGCCCUGGCGCAUUAAAAAGUGUCGAACACAUCGCCGUACCGAUAGGAGGGCGGCAGUGGAUUUAUAUAGGGAUUGGUGAUUUGUUGGAGGACGAUGUAAGGUCAACAUCGAUGGAUGUGUGGGAUGCUUCAGCCCUGCUUGAUGGUCCGGUUGGCAUGCUGAGGGAGUUGGGACCCCUUUGAUGACCCAAGAAGAAAGGGUUCGGCUCACCUGAUUGAUCAUGAGCCUCAAUGGCCCAAAUUGAUGGUUCAAGACCCUUCAAGACCCUUUGGGGCUCAUGAGCCUGACUUGAAGUCAUCGAAGUUCACCGAUCCAAUUGCCAUCCCAACUGAGACGGAACAUGGACGGUCAAAGUGCAUCGCGACUA